This is a messenger RNA of Penicillium daleae, 1140 nucleotides long. RefSeq names its product ubiquitin-protein ligase peroxin 10 (gene pex10). The transcript has a single exon. NCBI's taxonomy places the organism in Eukaryota, Fungi, Ascomycota, Eurotiomycetes, Eurotiales, Aspergillaceae. Gene Ontology annotation, cellular component: peroxisomal membrane. Gene Ontology annotation, molecular function: zinc ion binding. The record is from RefSeq and is a predicted model, not a curated record. The coding region runs from base 1 to 1140 and encodes 379 amino acids. Gene Ontology annotation, biological process: protein import into peroxisome matrix.
AUGACCGAUGACGACCCCCAUCUGUCACUAGCCACCCCCGACACCCGCGUUGGCUCGCUGGCCUCGCACUUCUACCCCUUCGCAACAUCCCCAGACAUCAUCCGCUCGCACGAGAAAGACGUCUUCCUCACCAGCGGCCUAGUCCAACAAGCUCAAUCCAUCGUCCGCACCCUUCGCGGCGCCCGCUACGCCCACACCCACUCCGACGCCAUCAAACACCUCACCGAGCUCCUCUACUUCUCCCUCACCACAGCCAUCGGCAACCGCACCCUCGGCGAAGAAUACUGCGACCUUGUCCAGCUGGAAGAUGACACCCUCCGCUUACCGGCUAUCACCCGGCGUGUCGGAUACAUUCUCAGCAGCAUCCUAGUACCCUGGUCACUACAGCGAUUGCUGCCAGCGUUGCGGCAGCGCGUACGCAACAAGCUCGAGCGCAGCAUUGCAAAGCAACAGCUCCGAGCUGCGCAGCAGGCUGGCCUGCUCAACUUUAAUAAACCUUCUUCCGGCGCGGCGAAAAAGGAGCAGAAGCCGUUCUUGACGAAACUUCGUAUCCAGCAGUAUAUCCUCGAACAUCUUGACUCGAUUACCUCGGUCUCGCCUAUCUAUGCACUCAGCAUUGCGACGUUCUACUUCACUGGCUCGUACUAUCAUCUCUCCAAACGCAUUUGGCGUCUGCGAUACGUGUUCACCAAGAGAAUUGAUGAGAAUGAGCAGCGUAUUGGAUACGAGGUGCUCGGCGUGUUAAUGGCGUUGCAGAUUGCGGUGCAGGGAUUCCUGCAUGUUCGCAAGAUUGGCGCGAGCAUGAAUGAAGACCAAGAUGAGUCUUCGGGGGCUGGGGAGAAUCGCUCAGAAGCUGGGGCACUCAUCCCAUCAAUCCAGAACCCCCUUACAGUGCCCCUACUUCCUGCGUCGACGGCCCGGUACGAUCUCGAUGAAGAUCCCGGGGCGGUAGCGUGGAUUCCGGACGGUCAGCAGCGGAAAUGUACAUUAUGCUUGGAGGCUUUCAAGGACCCCAGUGUGACGACUUGUGGGCAUGUGUUCUGCUGGAUUUGUGUAAGGGACUGGGUGAGGGAAAAGCCCGAGUGUCCACUCUGUCGGCAGGAAGUGCUGUUGUCGAAAGUACUUCCCCUGAGAGGGUAG